This is a messenger RNA of Suillus paluster, 1625 nucleotides long. RefSeq names its product cytochrome P450. The record is from RefSeq and is a predicted model, not a curated record. Bases 4 to 1500 code for a protein of 498 amino acids. The transcript has 13 exons. Lineage: Eukaryota; Fungi; Basidiomycota; Agaricomycetes; Boletales; Suillaceae. Gene Ontology annotation, molecular function: heme binding; iron ion binding; oxidoreductase activity, acting on paired donors, with incorporation or reduction of molecular oxygen.
AACAUGCAGCACGUCCUGGGUGCUGUGGCUUGCCUUUGGGCAGUACGAAUGAUCGUUCAGGCUUACCUUCCUAAAUCAGAGAGUAGCCUUCCCCUCCCACCAUCCCCUCCCACUUGGAGACUAUGGGGGCAUUUCCUGCCCCUUCGCAGCCCAUUUCUCACUGUAGGUGGAUGGAUUGACGAGUACGGUCCUCUGGUCACCAUUCGCUCAGGAGCCCAGAAAAUCGUUAUCAUUGGCCGUCACAAAACCGCAGUAGAUAUCAUGGAGAAACAGAGUGGAUCGCUCGUCGACCGUCCUCGCCUAAUUGCUGCCGGUGAAAUUCUUAGCGGCGGACUGUCCAUCGUCUUUACACCUGCUGGGGACCGGCUCCGUCGGAUGCGUAGAGCACUUCAUAGGCAUCUCCAGCCUAAAGCAGCGGAGGAAUAUCAGCCCUUGCAGAUGUCACAUGCGAAGAACACCGUUCUCAGCAUUCUUGAGGAUCCAUACAACUUCCAUAAUCAUGCGAGAACCUAUGCUGCAACAACAAUCACAAAAAUCGCAUAUGGGAAGGAUACACCCACGGCUGCGACUGAUAAUGAAGUCAAGGAGAGUCGCCAGUUUCUCAGGAUAUUCCGUGUAGCCAUUCAACCUGGCACUUACCUGGUGGAUGCUAUCCCGUGGCUCAAAUACCUUCCUUGGUAUGGUAAAGAACUAAAACGAGGGUUUGAAAUGAGCAGGCAACUCUAUACCAAUCAGCUUAACCGCGUUAAACAGCAAAUAGGUAACCCGGAUAUUGGCCCCUCGUUCGGGAGAUACAUGCUAGAAAAUCGCCAUCUCUGUGGCUUGACGGAGCCAGAGAUGGCUUUUCUUGCCGGCGCUUUUUUCGUAGCUGGAACUGAUACGACUGCUUUGGCGAUAUGCACGGUAUCAAUGGCAGCAGCUUGUUUCCCUGAGGAGCAAGCUAAAGUCCAGGCUGAGCUUGACGCGGUCAUCGGAAGGCACCGAGCACCAACUUUUGUUGAUGAACGAUCCCUUCCUCGUCUGCAGGCCUUUAUCUCUGAGGCUUUGAGGUGGAGACCAUUGGUUCCCAAUGGAACACCACACAGGACGACCAAAGACGUGAUUUGGGGAAACUACUGCAUUCCCGCCGGGACUACUGUGACCGGCAACCAUUGGGCGAUCUCUCGAGACCCAGAAGUCUACCCUGAGCCCGAGGCGUUUAAGCCUCAGCGUUGGAUUAACGACCAAGGUUGCCUGAGGGACGAUCUUGAGUUCUUUGUCUUUGGGUUUGGUCGGCGUAUAUGUCCCGCUCAACACCUUGCAAAGAGAUCGGUGUUUAUAAACUCGGUCCUUAUUCUUUGGGCGUUCCAGCUUGCUAUUGAUCGCACAAAGCCGCUAGAUGACAUGGGUUAUAUGAGCGGGAUGCCACCAAAUGAGGAGCCAUGUGCGAUCGACUUUAAGACGAGGAUUCCGGAAGUGGAGCUCAGGUACAUGAUGCACAAUUACCCUGAGGUCGUAUGAGGAUGCUACUUCAGUCCUAUCUUGUCUCAUAAUUACAGUCCAUUGUCGGUUGACUCGACAUCGCUGUAGAUGUUGGGCAUACUUCACAUCGUCUACUCUCAGUAACAGCACUAGAAUUUCAAGAA